AUGUGUACAGAAAAUAUUAAGUGGUUGCGCGGUUUUGUAGCUAAUCAUUAUGAUAUAUUUAAGGAUUUCAAAGUACAGUAUCUUGCAAACAAAAAAUUAAAUACAUUAAUAAAGUUAGGAAAAAGAAAGGCUGAUGAAAUUGAUAAAGAAUUAGCAACCAAUUUUGAAUCUGAUUCUGGAAAUUUGAUCAAAGCGGAGCUUCCUUUAACCUUUGAAGGAUUAAAUAUUGAUAAUCGUACUACUCAAGCAAUUACUCUUCAACUAGAAGAAACUAAACUUGAAUUAAAGAAUACUAAAAAAAAAUUACGAGAAUCCUCAAUUAUGAUAGAUCAACUUCAUGAACAAUUAGAUCGGACUUCAAGUACUAAUAGUACAAUAGAUCCGGAAUCUGUAUCAGAUAUAAUUGAUCAACUUAUUAAUAAGGGAAAGCUUGGCUCUUUGGUUUUAGUUAGCACAAACAUUUAUCUCGAAUUAGUAUUGAAUCAAUCAUAUCCGAUAUGUGGUAAUAAUGAAAUUACAAGUCGUAAAUAUACAAUUAAAGUUAUUGGAUUAAAUAUACAUAUUACUGUUAUAUACUCUAAUUGUGAGACACAAAUGAACUAUAAUAAUAAGACUAAUGAUAUAGAUUUUCGAAAGCAGUAG
Molecule: messenger RNA, 642 nt
Organism: Racocetra fulgida
Lineage: Eukaryota; Fungi; Glomeromycota; Glomeromycetes; Diversisporales; Gigasporaceae
Source: the annotation of a GenBank genome assembly